AUGUCCCAACCAUUCUCGGACGCGGACAUCGAAGAAGAGCAAAAACACUUUUCGAACGUCGUCACAACAUUUCAGCAAUAUGCCCAAUAUUCGGCAACAGCCAACAACAGGCGACGAAAAGACAUAUACAUACUUCCUCAGGGUGACAAAGAACUUCUCGAUAGCCUUGGAUACCGACAAAAACUUCAGGAAGUGGAUAAAGCCAUUCUCGCCAAUGCAGAAUUCUUGAAGCUUGUUGUUGCAAACCCCGAGAUCUUUGGCCACGAUCUGGACUCUCCUGAAGAUGCAGAUGAGGGCAAGGCUGGUUCACGGGCUCUACAUGAUCAUUCGCAUGGUUUGUACAUGCACGAGAAAGAAUCCGAUUGGUGCCUAACAAGUGUCAAUGACAUGCAGGUGACGUGCAUUCACAUUCAUCAUACUCACCCGCAUCACCGCCAUAGCCACUCGCAUGACCAUGCAAAUUCCACCCCAGAUCCCAGAGUUGUCAGUAAUCAUCGAGGAAAGUAUAAACCUACGGACUUUGACAUGGACAAGUUGCGGAGCACUCUGAAGCAAUUUGUACGAGACUGGAGUGAGGAGGGUAAAGAGGAGCGGGAAACGUGUUAUACGCCGAUGAAAGACGCCCUUGUUGCACAUUUCUCGGACCAGCCACCAGAGUCAAGACAAAACAUCCGGGUACUCGUCCCUGGUGCUGGCCUCGGCCGGUUGGCUUAUGAUGUUGCAAAUUUAGGGUUCGCAUGUCAGGGAAAUGAAUUCUCUCACUACAUGCUUCUAGCAUCUUACCUUAUUUUAAACAGGACCGACGCAAUUGGACAAUACACCAUAUACCCUUACAUCCAUUCUUUCUCCAACCUUCCUAACCGUGAAGCAAUGUUGCGUCCAGUGAAGAUACCUGAUGUCCUUCCCUCGGCCCUACCAGCGGGGUCGAAUUUCUCCUUGGUUGCGGGCGAUUUCGAAGAGAUUUAUGGAGCCGAAUACGAGGAAGACGAUUUAGAACUACAGGCGGGGCAAUGGGACGCUGUUCUGACUUGUUUCUUUAUUGACACCGCAAAGAAUAUUGUCAACUACCUUCGUAUAAUUCACCGGAUAUUAGCACCUGGUGGAGUGUGGAUUAACAUGGGCCCAUUGCUCUGGCACUUCGAAAAUAAUGCGACCAACGACCCUUCCGUCGAACUUGAUCUCGGAGAAGUCAAAACGUUGGCUCAAAAGAUCGGCUUCGUGAUAUCUAAUGAGCGAACUAUAGAUACGACAUAUACACGUAAUUCCCAGUCUAUGCUGGGAUACGUUUACAGAACUGCUUUCUGGACGGCGACGAAAGCUUAA
Molecule: messenger RNA, 1323 nt
Organism: Suillus paluster
Lineage: Eukaryota; Fungi; Basidiomycota; Agaricomycetes; Boletales; Suillaceae
Product: N2227-domain-containing protein
Exons: 10
Coding region: 1-1323 (440 amino acids)
Molecular function (GO): S-adenosylmethionine-dependent methyltransferase activity
Source: RefSeq, a predicted model, not a curated record